UUUCUGUUAAAUAAUUCUAUACUGAGAUGGUUAUAAAAAAUACUAUUGCAGGUAUUCACAAACACAAGAGGCAUUCCUUGCACAGAGUGUGAAAAAGCAAAAAAAGUAAUGCACAAGAAAAGAAGGAGAGAAAUGGAAAGAACUGAUGGGHCCAAUUACAAAUACACCAAUCACAGGUAUAAAUAGUACAGCAUAAACCAUAAUUAAAAAAAUAACCAAUUUAAUUGCUCUGUUUCUCUUAGGUACAUGUCAAAAGAAGAAAUUGUAAUAAAGCUGGAGAGAGAGAGAGAAAAAUCAACAGGGAUUUAAAAAAGAAAAUUGAAAAACUUGAGAAAGAACUUUUGGAUGUUGAAUCAGAAGACCACAAAGAUCUGUCAACAAUAAUGACAACAAUUGAUCAGAGCAAAGAUGUUCCCGAGGAUAUGCUUGUGCUCUGGGAACAGCAGAGAAAAAUACUCACAGAAAAACACUCCACAAGAUACAGAUGGCAUCCAAAAAUUAUGAAACUAUGCAUUGAGCUCUAUGCAARGAACCCCCAUGUGCUAGAUCCACUAAGGAAAGUAAUUUACAGGACAAUACGUCAUUACAAGAAUAAGGUAGAGCAGUCCCCUGGUUGGAAGUCAGAUAUUUUGGAGUGGUGUKUCAGUGAGGCAAGGGCGAAUGGCUUGAAGASAGCAGAAUUUUKGGGAGGACUUGUCCUKGAUGAAAUGAAAAUCCAGGAAGAUAUUGAAAUGSUUGUCAAAAAUGGCAUCGGAUAA
Molecule: messenger RNA, 758 nt
Organism: Exaiptasia diaphana
Lineage: Eukaryota; Metazoa; Cnidaria; Anthozoa; Actiniaria; Aiptasiidae
Exons: 4
Coding region: 384-758 (124 amino acids)
Source: RefSeq, a predicted model, not a curated record